AUGGCAUCCGUCAUCCCGGUGAUUUUCAUACUCGCCAUAGUCCUAGGACUAAUAGCUUGCGGCUACCUCUUCGUUCCAAAGGGCACGCAUCAAACGACAAUUCGUACGGCCAUCAUGCUUACGCUGGCAUCAUGUUAUCUUAUGUGGAUGGUCACAUACAUGGCCCAGCUACAUCCUCUCAUCAGUAAGUCAUCAAACUCAUUGUUAUGGUUUUAUUGGCUAACACAUGAACCUCAGCGCCAUAUCGUUCGAUAA
This is a messenger RNA of Suillus subaureus, 255 nucleotides long. RefSeq names its product ATP synthase subunit H-domain-containing protein. The transcript is spliced from 2 exons. Bases 1 to 255 code for a protein of 84 amino acids. Gene Ontology annotation, molecular function: proton-transporting ATPase activity, rotational mechanism. Lineage: Eukaryota; Fungi; Basidiomycota; Agaricomycetes; Boletales; Suillaceae. Gene Ontology annotation, biological process: vacuolar acidification; proton transmembrane transport. The record is from RefSeq and is a predicted model, not a curated record. Gene Ontology annotation, cellular component: vacuolar proton-transporting V-type ATPase, V0 domain.